Oryzias latipes (Japanese medaka) is the source of this 2404-nucleotide messenger RNA. RefSeq names its product carboxyl-terminal PDZ ligand of neuronal nitric oxide synthase protein. Gene Ontology annotation, molecular function: nitric-oxide synthase binding. Lineage: Eukaryota; Metazoa; Chordata; Actinopteri; Beloniformes; Adrianichthyidae. The record is from RefSeq and is a predicted model, not a curated record.
UUUUUUUACAAAAAACGACAUCCAAAACAAAAAAAUACUGAAUAGUUUCAAGUUUGACGCCGUCAGGAACAAUAACGUGUGGAGAUCCGUGCGUCAUCGGGACUCCGGCAGCGUCGUAGGAGAGCUCUGCGCCUCCGUCGUGCGUCAGGCAAGGUUGGAGUAAGCACGUAAAUAAGUGCACCCAUCAGAUCCUUUUUGUUUGUUUCUUAAUUGAUCCCAACAGUUAAUCGAUCUGUGACCAGAGCGCCUAAGCCCGCGUGACCUUUGGAGUGACGCGUCUGGCAGAUGACAGGCAAAGAGGCGCGGAAGGAGCCAGAGGAGGAGGAGGAGGAGGAAGAGGUGGAGGAAGAAGAGGAGGAGAUGCGCAAAUCUGCAGGUCUCUAGCGCGGUCGUAAAACAAGUGUCUGCAGAAGCCAUGCCGGGAGUAACCAAGUACAAUUUAGUGGACGAUGCUCAAGAUCUGAGGCUCCCCAUGCACAGCGAGGACGUGUUCCAGCAUGGAGUCUGCUUCGAGGCGAAGUACAUUGGCAGCUUGGAGGUGGGUCGCCCUGGCAGUCGAAUGGAGAUUGUCGCUGCGAUGAGGAGAAUCAGAUAUGAAUUCAAAUUGAAGAACAUCAAGAAAAAGAAGGUAAACAUCAUCGUCUCCACUGAUUUUGUCAAAGUAAUCCUGCGCAAAAAGAAGAGAAAAGGGUGGUCCUGGGAUGACAACACCAUCUUGGUGGCACAAGAUCCCAUCUACAGGAUAUUUUACGUUUCACACGACGCUCACGAUCUGAAGAUUUUCAGUUACAUCGCGAGAGAUGGACAGAGCAACGUGUUUCGCUGCAAUGUGUUCAAGUCCAAAAGGAAGUCUCAGGCCAUGAGGAUUGUGCGCACGGUGGGUCAGGCGUUUGAUGUGUGUCACCAGAUGACCUUGCAGCAGAAAAACGAUGAGCAGGAGGAUGAGGAGGGGAAGGAGCCAGAGGCAUCGCCAGCAAAGAAGAGGCUUGCACUGUCAGACGAGACAGACCUUGAAGGCACCACAGAGGAGAGUAUCGAGUAUGUCUCUUCAUCGGACCUGGAGAAGAACAGAAAGGAUGAGACCCUUGGUUCUGAUGGAAAGGUGUGCAAUGACCCCCCUCUCCUGCUGAGCUCCCCUACCCUUGGAGCCUCUGCUCCUGGUGCAGAGGCUUCCUGCUCAGCAGAGCACCAGGUCCAGCUUCUUCAGAAACAACUGCAGCAGCAGGAACAGCAAGCGCUGGCAGCUUCAGCACAGGUGCAUGUGCUGCAGGAGCAGCUGUCGGUGGAGAUGUGUGCACGGACUGAAGCCCAGGUCAGAGUACAGCGGCUCCUGCAGCAGAACACGGAUCUGCUGCAGCACAUUUCCCUCUUAGUCAAACAGAUUCAGGAGCUUGAGCUCAAAUCUUCAGGCCAGUUGACAUCUAUGGGAUCCCAGGACAGUCUUCUGGAGAUAACGUUUCGUGCCAAACCCCCCGGCAUGCCGUGCACACCCCUAGCCCCUUCUUCAUCUUUAGCUCCAUUAGGAAGUCAAUUCCAGACCGGAGAUCUUGCUUGGCUCUCUGCUCCGCCGGGGCCCUGCUCUCCAGGCACUGCGAGCACAGACGCCAUUGCUUUGGGGCUGAGCGGCAGCGGAGUUCGACUGGAGUGUUUUCGCUUCUCCACACCCGGGCAGGAAAUCCAGGAGACUCCCAGCAAUGAGAGCUCCCCAUUGGGGGAGCAGAUUCUGGGGGCACUGGAGCUUCUUCGAUUCAGGGAAUCAGGGAUUGGAUCCGAGUAUGAAUCCAACACGGAUGAGAGCGAUGACCGGGACAGCUGGGGGCAGGGGGAAGGAUCUGUGGCCGAAGGGUCUGGGCGCCUCUUCAACGUGCUGCAUGCAGAGAACCUGCCGGACUGUUUAGGGGAUGAAAUGGCUGUUUAGUGUAGCGCCUAAAGCUGGAGCAUCACUGGAGAAACGGCUGAGAUUUUGACUCAGAUAGGACUCCCAUCAUACAAAGCUUAAAUGGACUAAAAAACAAUCAUCUGCAGAUGUUAGUGAGACACUAAUUCACAGCUGUUGUGUUUUUAAAGAGGCAGCUUUAAGGGUUCCUCUUUCAUACGUGUGUUAUUUAGCGUCUUGUGCAUGUAGAAGUUGUUAGAUUAAUUGUCUACCACACAAAACUGUUAUUGUUAGCAUUAAGUCUGAUGCAGACAUUUGCAAAGACUAACAUUUUCCAGUGGCAGUUGGGCUACAAUGCUAAAAACAGUUUUCCUUUACUGUGAAAUGAUGCAAAGGAUCACCUUUUGUUUUGAGGGAAACCGAUGCUGAAAUGUUAAAAAGAACAUGCCUUUUUUUAUUGCAGCUAAAAGUGUCAAAAUCAUCUACAAAUUGUUGGUACCCCUCAGUUAAAGAAAGAAAGUCCACAAU